Molecule: messenger RNA, 1171 nt
Organism: Coccidioides immitis RS
Lineage: Eukaryota; Fungi; Ascomycota; Eurotiomycetes; Onygenales; Onygenaceae
Product: orotidine 5'-phosphate decarboxylase
Exons: 2
Coding region: 133-957 (274 amino acids)
Biological process (GO): 'de novo' pyrimidine nucleobase biosynthetic process; 'de novo' UMP biosynthetic process
Cellular component (GO): cytosol
Molecular function (GO): orotidine-5'-phosphate decarboxylase activity
Source: RefSeq, a predicted model, not a curated record
AAAGUCGGUGUUAUAUCGCUCUACUGAAGCACAGCAAAACGAACAACAGCUAGACUACUCCGUGCAGGCCAAUUCAUCUCGCCGGGUUAAAUCAAUCUCAGCUGAUUUCUAUUCAUCCAGUCUGCAGCCAACAUGGCCUCCAAAUCACAAGUCCCGUACGAAGACCGUGCGCGCGACCAUCCCAAUCCACUUGCACGACGAUUAUUUCAGAUUGCGACCGAGAAACAGUCAAAUGUCGCGGUCUCGGCCGAUGUCACAACUACAAAGGAGCUCCUUGACCUGGCUGACAGACUCGGCCCCUACAUGGUCGUUCUAAAAACUCACAUCGAUAUCCUCGCCGACUUCUCCGCCGAAACCAUAACCGGACUCCAAUCCCUUUCCCAGAAGCACAACUUCCUGAUCUUUGAGGACCGGAAAUUCGUUGAUAUUGGCAACACAGUGCAAAAACAAUACCAUGGGGGCGCACUCCACAUUUCGGAAUGGGCUCAUAUCGUUAAUGCAACCGUGCUUCCGGGCCCAGGUAUCAUAGAUGCCCUGGCGCAAGUUGCUUCUGCACCAGACUUCCCCCAUGCUUCAGACAGAGGGCUCCUGAUCUUGGCGACGAUGACAUCAAAGGGUAGUCUUGCUACUGGUCAGUAUACUGAGUUGUCGGUUGAGCUGGCGCGGAAGUAUAAGGGCUUUGUCCUAGGCUUCGUGGCCAGCAGGUCCUUGGAAGGAGUUGAAACGGCUGGAAAGGCGGAUGAUGAGGAUUUUGUCCUCUUCACGACAGGUGUUAACCUUGCUUCCAAGGGUGAUGCAUUGGGACAGCAGUAUCAGACCCCUGAAUCAGCCAUUGGAGGCGGUGCGGACUUUAUUAUCAGUGGACGCGGGAUCUAUGCGGCUCCUGACCCGGUUGAUGCCGCUAGGCGGUAUCAAAAAGCGGGCUGGGAUGCUUAUUUGAAAAGAGUGGGCAGAUAAAAUAGAGAGGAUUUUUGCUUCCUGCUCAGGAUGUGGCGCGCAGCUUCAGAACGAGCCGGAAUAGGGGCACCAUCAGCAUCUUGAUGUUGAUACAAGCCUCAUCUAUGUGUUCGAUAUGCCCUUAACUAUUCGUAUAAUAUUCAACUCUACCCUAAGUUGGUACCGCUGGCAUAGUUAAUUCUCAAAGGGCAAUGGUAAUAUCUACCGAACUAUC